Molecule: messenger RNA, 1473 nt
Organism: Daldinia loculata
Lineage: Eukaryota; Fungi; Ascomycota; Sordariomycetes; Xylariales; Hypoxylaceae
Product: ribonuclease H-like domain-containing protein
Exons: 1
Coding region: 237-1310 (357 amino acids)
Biological process (GO): rRNA processing; ribosomal large subunit assembly
Cellular component (GO): nucleus
Molecular function (GO): 3'-5' exonuclease activity; nucleic acid binding
Source: RefSeq, a predicted model, not a curated record
GUUGUCGCAACUUCAAAAUACAAAGAUGAAAUUCCAAAUUUGAAUUAACCUUGAUUUCCGUCUACAAAAUAAAUGUUUAUUUUACAUGAUAUAUAUUUUUGAUAAUUCCUUCAGUAAUCCCGCAAAGUAUCUCGGACUGAAAUCAAGUACAUUGUUCAAGCGCUGGUACGGUAAUUCCUCAACCCAAUAUUCAUUCAUCUCUAUAAUGACCUUCACUGCGCCGUGACACUGAAACCAUGGCGCAAGAAUUGUCAUCCAACUGGAAGAAGUUACAAGGAAAGAUAAAGGCCGAGUCUACCGCAACUUCUUCAUCAGCGACAAAAGCUACAGUUAAGCGGAAAGCCGACGAGGGAACCCCGUUUAAAUCUCAGCCAAAACGGCAGAAGCUACAGAACCCAUCCAAACAGCAACGGGAGCAACGGCCAUUAUCAAACACAUCUAAUAAGUCUUCUCAUAAGCCCACUUAUACACCUUCAUUAAAGAAACCAAUGGGCGUCGCCCAAUCCUCUGCUAUUGCCAAAGGCACACCAGCAACUAUCACGCCCUCGCUCGCUCUCUGGGCCGAAGACAAUGAUAUAUCGCCAGAGGACUUAGCUGAGGCCUACAGCCUGGGCGUCAAAAACAAUGCCUCCCUUAUGGCCGCCGAGCCGCCCCGUGUCAACGAGGGACUGGCGCCCGGAGUCGACGUCGGCAAGUACAUAGCGCUAGACUGCGAGAUGGUCGGCAUAGGACCCGAGGGGCGGGAGUCAGUGUUAGCACGUGUCAGCAUUGUUGAUUUCCAUGGACGACAGGUGUACGACUCGUUUGUGCGGCCACGCGAGCCUGUGACCGACUGGAGAACUCAUAUAACGGGACUGACGCCGCGCAUACUAUUACCUGUAGCACGCAGCUUCGACGAGGUACAAGAAGCUGUCGCAGCGCUCAUGCGCGGGCGCAUCAUCGUCGGCCACGAUAUUCGGCACGACCUAGCCGUGCUACAGCUGGACCAUCCCUCGGGACAGAUCCGGGACACCGCACGGUUCGCCGGGUAUAGGCAGUACGGGCACGGACCCAAACCAGCGCUCAGGGUCCUGGCGCGUGAGGUAUUAGGAGUUGAGAUUCAGACCGGUCAUCACUCGAGUGUCGAGGACGCGCGAGUCGCCAUGCUACUCUUUCGGAAACGAAAGUCGGAUUUUGAUGUCCAACACGCGGGUAAGUACGGCUUGCCCACGGAGAAGACGAUAGCAAGCGAGAAGGUAGGUGUAGAUGGUAGUAAAGGACAAGAAGCAAAGUCAAAGAGAGGGGGGAAGAAGAAAAAGAAGCGGCAUUGACGCAGAUAAAAUAGGCGAAAUGAAAGGAAGUAUGCCCUUGAAUGAUCUCACAAUAGCACUUCGCGGGUUUAGGACUAUAGUAACCUCACCAGUAGUUGUUACUUAUUUCCAGUUGCCAGCGUUACUAGGUGAACAUCUCCUAUUAGCACUCUAUGGAGUUGUA